AUGCGUCUGCUCACUCUGAUUGGAAUUAUCAUCGUUGGAGUCAAUGUCGCUUAUGCUUUGCGAUGCGUCGCCUGUAUCGAUGACGAUUUUUUUGACGGUGAAUUCUUCAAAAAUAUGACAAAACGUCAAAUUCGCGUAUGGAAGGGCAAGCGAUCGUUGCCGCGAUGCAACGAUACCAAAGAGAUUAGACUCAUCGAGUGUCCAACUUCAUGCGUCUACAUUCUUGCGGUAGAUCCUGAAAAGUUCGGUGUACGACUUCCAGCAAGAUACUAUGAUUGCGACAAUGACGUGCUCGCUGAUUAUCUCAUCUAUAAAUUGAACGAAGACGAUAAAUUCUUGUACUUCAGCAAGUAUGUUCCAAAGGGAACCAUGAUCAGCGACAUAACUUACGACUUGUUGGAUAACAUCCACUAUCAAGAUAUGUUUUAUAUGGUCAGCCUCUUUGUCGUUUGUUUGCUCAUCAUUCUGCACAUGAUCAUAACUAAACUUUCGGAUAUUUUCAAUGUCAUUCUGGUUGAUCCGAACAUCUUCAUUCGCAUUUAUCAUCACACUGUGGACUUCUUUUUUGCGCUCAAGGAGUUUCCCAGCAAUCUGUAUUCGCGUAUCACGACGAAUGAUGCGGACGAAAUCAAGGCUCAUGAUGAUUAA
Molecule: messenger RNA, 648 nt
Organism: Caenorhabditis bovis
Lineage: Eukaryota; Metazoa; Nematoda; Chromadorea; Rhabditida; Rhabditidae
Source: the annotation of a GenBank genome assembly